This is a messenger RNA of Rhipicephalus sanguineus (brown dog tick), 4940 nucleotides long. Its product is annotated as nephrin. Gene Ontology annotation, molecular function: protein binding. The record is from RefSeq and is a predicted model, not a curated record. NCBI's taxonomy places the organism in Eukaryota, Metazoa, Arthropoda, Arachnida, Ixodida, Ixodidae.
GCUGCCGACGCUCGGAUACCAUGCGUCGCCGAAGGGACUCGGGGAUACCUCCGCUGGGCUGGAUUGCGCUCCUAGUGGGCUGCGCCUCUUCAGCCACUGCUUCGCUCGGUUCAGCAAGCGCGCGGAGAAUUUUGCAGCCUGGAGCGCAAGAGCCGGCCUCGAAUGUGGCACACGUGACGGCGCUGGCGGGCGGCGAGGCACUGCUGCCGUGCGACCUGUCCCCUGACAACGACUCGGUGGCGCUGGUGUUGUGGUACAAGGACGCGCUGCCCACGCCCGUCUACUCGGUGGACGCCCGGCGUGGGGACGUGUCGCAGGCGCGACACUCGUCCAUCGCCUGGGGCACGCGCGCCUACUUCGUCACCCAGCCGACACCCGGGCUGAGGCUGCAGGACCUCGCGGUGACGGAUUCGGGCGUGUACAGGUGCCGCGUCGACUUCCGAAAGGACCGCACGCGCAAUCCACGAGACGUCGCUGCUUGUCAUCGAACCACCAGGGACCCCGGUGAUAAGGGAGGCCGUUGGAGACCGGGAGCCUCUUCGAAGUCUCAUCGGUCCGUACAACGAAGGAGACAGCCUGGCACUCGUGUGCGACGUCGAGGGUGGGGUCCCGAGCCCAGCGUCACCUGGUGGAGAGAGAGCGUGCCACUGGAGAGCGUACUCACUGAACAUCGGCCGGGCGUUCGCCGCAGUGCGCUCGGGCCGUUCGUACUGCGGCGUCAGGAUCUGAUGGCCGUGCUAGUGUGUCAGGCCUCGAACUCCAACCUUACGUCACCACUGACAACAUCUGUGACGCUUGACAUGAAUUUCCGACCGCUAGAGGUGAGCGUGGAAGCGGUGAGCCCCACGUUGGAAGCCGGCAAAACCGGCUGGCUUUCGUGCCGCGCCGUCGCUCGCGCCCUCGAUCGCGCAUCACGUGGUUACUGGGCGAUCAGGUGCUCACCGGUGCGCGACAGAACGAGUCUCUGGACGGCAACGCUACAGGUCCUCUUUCCACCGAAGCUGACGCUGCGGCUCGCGUCAAGCCUGCGACGCUCACAGUUGCGCGAGGGUCAGGACGUGUACUUGGAAUGUGUUGUCGAGGCGAACCCUCCGGUCUCCGACGUCAGUUGGUGGUUCGGCGACCGCGAGCUCUUCACGGACUCCACGGGAGGCGUCCUCGUCAAUAACCGGUCGCUGGUGCUCCAGAAGGUGCGCCUGGACGCGAGAGGGCCCUACAGUUGCAGCGCGGCGAAUUCUCAAGGGCAGGGAUCCAGCAGCACACUGUUUCUGAACUUCCAGUGGGUUCCCGAGCCCAGCGUCACCUGGUGGAGAGAGAGCGUGCCACUGGAGAGCGUACUCACUGAACAUCGGCCGGGCGUUCGCCGCAGUGCGCUCGGGCCGUUCGUACUGCGGCGGCAGGAUCUGAUGGCCGUGCUAGUGUGUCAGGCCUCGAACUCCAACCUUACGUCACCACUGACAACAUCUGUGACGCUUGACAUGAAUUUUCGACCGCUAGAGGUGAGCGUGGAAGCGGUGAGCCCCACGUUGGAAGCCGGGAAAACCGGCUGGCUUUCGUGCCGCGCCGUCGGCUCGCGCCCUCGAUCGCGCAUCACGUGGUUACUGGGCGAUCAGGUGCUCACCGGUGCGCGACAGAACGAAUCUCUGGACGGCAACGUGACACUGUCUUGGCUCGCACUGCGCCCCACUGCACGGCACCACGGUCGCAUGCUUCGAUGCCGUGCAGACAACGACCUCAUCCCCGGCUCUGACAUCUUCGCUGAGUUCAGGCUACAGGUCCUCUUUCCGCCGAAGCUGACGCUACGGCUCGCGUCAAGCCUGCGACGCUCACAGUUGCGCGAGGGUCAGGACGUGUACUUGGAAUGCAUUGUCGAGGCGAACCCUCCGGUCUCCGACGUCAGCUGGUGGUUCGGCGACCGCGAGCUCUUCACGGACUCCACGGGAGGCAUCCUCGUGAACAACCGGUCGCUGGUGCUCCAGAAGGUGCGCCUCAACGCAAGAGGGCCGUACAGUUGCAGCGCGGCGAAUUCUCAAGGGCAGGGAUCCAGCAGCACGCUGUUUCUGAACUUCCAGUAUGCACCUGUUUGUCGCCGAGGGCAGCCGCAAGUGUACGGCGCGGCAUCCAACCAGCCAGUGCGGGUCAACUGCGAGGUGCAGUCAGAGCCGGCCCCGACGUCCUUCCACUGGCGACUGGGCAACGAGUCGCUGACAAACUUCACCAGCUUCGGUCACACGAGUCACGUGACCUUGGUGCCCCGCCGCGUGCCCCAGGAUCUCGGAAAACGGCUGCUCUGCUGGGCGACGAACGACGUCGGCACGCAGCGGGAGCCGUGCGCCUUCAGCCUGGUGCCUGCGAGGGACCCGGAUCCCCCGCGCAACUGCAGCCUCCAGAACCGAACUGCCAGUGCGUUUGCCGUAGAGUGCGAACCGGGCGACGACGGAGGAAUGCCGCCUGUGUAUGUGCUUCAGGUUCUUGACCAGUUCAACAGGAGCGUGCUCCACGUGAAUGCCACAGAUCGUCCAGCCUGGACUGUGAGCGGCUUGAGUAGCGGCGCUCGCCUGUCUCUCGUGCUGUACGCCGUUACAUCAAAGGGUCGCAGUGCGCUGACAUUGCUUCGCGCCAAGACACUGGCCGGUUCUCAGUCUCUCACCGAGCCGUUGUGGCCCGGCAGCCUCAGCCCGAUUCUCGUGGCGCUCAUCGCUUGCGCCGUUGGACUGGUGGCCAUCGCAUUCCUUGUGACGCUUCUGCUUCGCUACCGCAGCGCUAAGGAGCGACACAAACCGGAACCGAUCAAGGGAGACGAUGAAUUACAAAUAGCCCCUCUCCACCAAUACCCCGACGGCGUGUUGAAACUCCGCAGCCCUCAGAGCGAAGAAAAGUGCCCGGAUGUUGUCCUAGACGUAAGUGGCAGUGAGGAGAGGCUGAAGGAAGAAGAGGAUCGCCCGUCCGAAGCGGUGCGGUGGAAAGGCUGGACAGAAGCUGAUGCUGAACACGAUAAAUCGACGCUCGGACGACCGCCACCGCAGGAAUACCAGUCCAAGAAUGCAGGGCACACUCGAGCCGUGCUCAACGAGUCGGUGUCCACUUUGGUCUCUACGCCUGUGGCCGUUCCUGCCGUCGCCGUGCCGUCCGCCUUGUGCACCGAGGCAAACGUGGAUGACGUGUCGGAAUGCGUGGUGGUUCCGCCUCCGCUCAAGUAUCGUCAGACAAUUGUGUGAAAAGUGACCAGGGACGAUGCUCGCCCGGUACUAUGCGGACAUCGUACGUGGUGCCGCUAUUGUCAGUGACGUGUUCUUCUGGACUGAACAAGUGACAAACUGGAUCGAAGCCGGAAAUGUGCCAUAGUGGAAGGACAGAAAGUGACACUGAGGGACAACACGACGACGAACACUUCGUGUUAUCCUCACUUUCCGAACAGUGCUACAAUGUGUGUAGGAAGAUGAACUGAUCUCUUUAUCGCUAUCCGUUGCUCCUCCUUACGCUGCCGGUCUUAACUGUGGUCGCAGUUUUGUGAAGUGUGGCCCUCUUUGCAGAUUAUCUUUUCCUGGACUCAAGUGGCAGUCGACGAAGUGAAACAUGUCAGAAGAUUUCGGCAGAAGUAGUCGACGAAACCGUGUUAACCAUGCUAGAAUCACACGUAGUGUUUCAUUUGUGUCAUCCACACUGGAAGCAAGUCGGACACUGAAUUCUUAAUGCAGAAUGAAGAGAAUACCGACCUUUUCCCACUUGCUGCGCAGAAGGUUAGCAGGUAACAUAUAAUUUCAUGCAAGCAUUACCGAAGAACUACUUUAUGGACGAAUACUAGACAUUUGCCAAGUUGACCAGCACGAAAGACAAGGCGAAAGACACAUGUACAAAAAGGACCAGUGUGUCUCGUUUUUUCGUACUGGUUAACUUCGCAAAUGUCGCACCACCUUGCCCAUACAAAAGCACUCCUAAGAAUACUAGACAUUACUAGGCAGUACUAAACAAGAACUAUAUUCAGUUCGUUCCUAUUACGGCGGCAGAAGUUCAUUUCGUUGUGUAUGGUUUUACUACGAGGAGAAAAAUGGUUUGCUUAGCCUAACCUCUGGAUGUCCUCGUAUAGGUGGUUAGUAAUCACCAAGUUUGUGAGACUGUUACGUAAAUAAUUUUGUUAGCUGAACUGACUGAAGACAUCAGUUAUUCGCACGUGUAAACGGUACAGUUAUCCGCACGUGUUAACGGCUAAAAUGAGGCAAAAGUUAGACGACAGCACCGGCAAGACGUCAGCACCAGCAAUGCAAAAGUUCACGUAGUAUUUCAUAUCCGAAAUCAAAGAAGCGAUUGUCAUAAGAAUUGGAUAUAGAGAAGAAGGAUGAAAGAAUUGGAUAUACAACACAAAUUUAGUACAUCGUCUACGCAGACUAAAAAUUUGCAAGAACGCUUCGAGAUUGUUUAAAUCUUAUACAUAUCAUUCUACUGCUUGUUAUUGCAAAGGGUAACAGCCAGGCUGGGAAUUACUACGUCCAUAAGCUAACACGACGCCAUUUGAAUAUUUGCAGUGGGCCUGAUGGCCACGCAUUAGAAGGCGUUAGUGGGAAAUACGUGUUUUUGAAGUUACGCUUGCGAGGGGGGCAGGCUUUCUCAAUUGACCUCCUCAAUGUGGCUUAAACGCAACCCAACGUGCACGGAUUCCGUACUCUAGUUCUGUACUUUUCCGUAAAGUACUCUAAGUGCUCCUUCACUCUGUGGAAAUAUGAUAAGAGCUGCAAUUUUACACUCUUAUUUAGGUCCAGCUUAAAGUGCUAGAUAUAACCAGGAAACCAAACAUUUUUCAUCUGGUUUCCUGGAUAUAGCCAGCAAUUAACCACGACCUGACUAAAAAUGUACGCAAGGUGUUUCAUUUAAAACAAAACAUGUGCGAGAUGAUAAAAUAUACUUUGUUUUAUGACAGCCUCAUUGCAACGAUGAAAAUUAUG